UCUAGUGCUAUCUGCAACGUUAAAAAAAUAACUUGUCAGCAGAAAACAUAUUUUCAAUAAGCAAGAUGCUUGACGUAAUUAUUUUAACUUUAUUCAUUGCUUUGACCACUGGGUGCCCGCCUCCAGAGGACAUACAUCCUUGUACUUGCUCUUGGCCAGCAACUGAAGAUGCUUAUAUCACUUGUUCAAAUCUGGACAACGAGUUAGAUUUAGUGCAAGCUGCCAGUUCCUUAACUAGAAGGAGUUAUGUCUACUCCUUUGUUAUACAGAAUUCCAUCUUUAACUACAUACCUUCUGAUGCCUUCAAGGGCUUGAAGUUCGUCGAAUUAGAGAUCAAAGAUACCUCACUUAUGGCUUUGACUGACACAGAUCUGGCUUUUGAAGGCCUCGAAAAUCAUCUUCAAUUUCUUCUGAUAAAUAACUGUACUAUCAUGAAUGGAUGGGACUGGUCUAUCUUUAGGAAUUUGAAGAAAUUGGUGAGAUUGGAUGUAAUAUACGCUAAUUUAGACAGCAUUGAAGAUUUAGGGCAAAUAGAUAUUUCAAAAAUCAUGGAUAUAAACUUCAGUAAUAACCUGAUAUCUUUUAUUCAUCCAUUUGCAUUUUCCAGUUUCAAAAAGCUGACGCAUUUGUAUCUGAAAGACAACGCCAUUCGUGAAAUGAAGAGAACUAUGUUGCCAAAACCAGCAUUAGAAUUGUUGAACCUCGAUUUCAGUGGUAAUGAAAUUGAACAGUUUCCAACGGACAUGUUCGUCGAAAUGCCUCAGCUCGAGUCCCUUUCAGUAGCGAAUAACAAGCUUCUGGUACUGGAUGAAAAAGUCUUUGCUCCAGUUUGGGAGACACUGCAAGCUUUCUCAGCUAUGAAUAAUGACCUUCGUUGUGACUGUCGUCUGGCCUGGAUCCUGGAGAAGAUAAACCCUAGAACGACUCGAGCUAUCUGCGCUCAACCCCCAGAUCUUAAAGGAAAAUUUAUAACAGAACUCUCCUCUAAAGAUUUGUGGUGCUACAAAUGAAUGCUAAAUUCAUUUCAACCGAUGCUAAGAAGAAUUUUUUAUCCAUAUUAAAGUUAAAAAGCUUUUAUAAUUUGUAAAUAAAUAACUCUUUUGAAUUAGUCUGCUAUAUUAUAUAAAUAAUAGAUGAUUAGAUAUAAAAUAAAUGUAGAAUCCAGCAAGUCGGUAAAAUAAUUUUAAGUAAAUUAUGUGAUUAUAAAAGUAAUAAUUUCUUAGGUGAUCAUAUUUGAAAUUAUUUUUUUAUUCUCUAAUUGUUUCGAAUGACUAUCUUAACAUGCUUAAUGUCAUGAUUCAUGCCUGAUAAUCAGAAUAUCUAUUUAGAAAAAUGAUCUCUUGUUUCCUAUUCCUUAACUGUAGUAAAGAUGGAAGUCAUUUAAUAAAAUUGAUGGACCCGUACAGGUAGGUGUGAAUCUAUGGUGAGUGAAGCGACAAUCAUGUAUUAAGGCCUCCACUGAAUUUCACAUCUUUCUUGGAUGGCGUUGGAUUCCCGGCCGUCCCUUAGGUUGCGAGUUCGAACCCCGCCGGCCGAAGAUGCCCCGCGUACUUGGUGGCUGGCGCGCGUAUAAAUCUGUCAUGGUCACAAAGUCAUCCAUGUCGAGAGUAAUACAACUGGGGGUACUGGAUCAGGGGUGAUCGUUCUCUGAUUCAGCUCUAAAUUACGAUCUGUGGAUGAGUGAAUGAAAUGCGUGAAUGAAGUCCGCCCCGUAAAAAGGGUUGUGACGUGUGUGUAGCUAAAUCGUUCUUUUGGCCCUAGAUGGCGCUACUAUAAAAACAAGAGACACUCCCCCACAGGCUUAAAAUUGCUGUCUUCCUAACAGCGGGCUUUUCAUGGCAAGUACAAUAAGAAACAACACAACAACCACAUCUUUCUAAUGAAUGAUUAUAGCUAUAAAAGCUUCGAGUUAGUGGAACUUUCAUUAUAGGCACAUUGUAUGUAAUAGAUUAACCUAUAUCGCAACUAAUAUGCAACACUUCUAAUGAAUUUGCUUUGCAAUAUAUAGCAUAUCUGCAAUUGCAUUAUACAACAAAUACUUAAUUUUAAAAUUUAACCUUAAUUUUUUUUUACCUUUAUCAGAAAAGGAGCUACUUUAUUUGUAAAUUAUUUGCGCUUGGUAAGAUAAAUCACGUUUUUCGGUAAUUGUACUGAAAAUAAGAUAAAACGCAUUAUUUUCUUAUUAUUGUUUUACGUUCAACAUUCAAAUUUUGUGUUGUCAUCAAAUACAGAUUAAAUAUCAUGUAUAUUUGGUGAGCAAUUCCUCCCAUCGAUUCCCACUUACAUAUCAAGGAAUAUAUCAAUAGUAAACUAAAUAUAUCAAUAGGAAACUAAACAAACAUAUUUAUAAAUGUUGAUUAUUAGGAAACUAUUAGCAAAGAGAUAAUGGUUCACGAAAUUAAGGAUUUUGCAAAAAUUUUUAUCUGUUCAAGAAAUUAUUCCUAAGACAUUUAUCUGAAGUUCCUCUAAAGAGGAUUUUGAAAUGUAUUUUCCAAUGUGAAAACUUUCCAUAUCUAAUUAUUUUAAUAAGAAUAAAUAUAUUUCACAAUUUGUCAAACAUUUAAAGUAUCAAUAU
Molecule: messenger RNA, 2575 nt
Organism: Argiope bruennichi
Lineage: Eukaryota; Metazoa; Arthropoda; Arachnida; Araneae; Araneidae
Product: slit homolog 1 protein-like
Exons: 3
Coding region: 66-1010 (314 amino acids)
Molecular function (GO): protein binding
Source: RefSeq, a predicted model, not a curated record